UUUCCUUGUAGAUAUACCUGAUGUAUGGGACCAGAAAAGCAAACAUAUGUUUCAGAAUUCCUCCUCCUGGGACUUUCUGAGAAGCCAGAGCAGCAGCUUCCCCUUUUUGGGCUCUUCUUAAGCAUAUAUGUGGUCACUGUGGUAGGGAACCUUCUCAUCAUGCUGGCCAUUGGUUCUGACUCCCAUCUGCACACUCCAAUGUACUUCUUCCUCUCCAACUUAUCCUUUGUUGAUUUUUGUUUGGUAUCCACUACAGUCCCAAAGAUGCUGGUGAACAUCAUAACACACAGUAAAGUUAUCUCCUAUGCUGAAUGCCUUGCCCAAAUGUAUUUCUUCAUGGUUUUUGCUUUUUUAGACAAUUUUCUCCUCACUGUGAUGGCCUAUGAUCGUUUUGUGGCUAUCUGUCACCCCCUGCACUAUAUCACCAUAAUGAGUCCAAGGAUUUGUGGUAGGCUGGUUUUAAUCUCAUGGAGUAUCAGUCUUCUAAAUUCCAUUCUCCACACUUUAAUGGUGAUGCGGUUGUCCUUCUGUUUGGAAAACAAACUUCCUCAUUUUUUCUGUGAUAUUAGUCAGGUUACAAAGCUCUCUUGUUCUGAUCCUCUCAUCAAUGAUGUCUUAGUGUAUUUUGCAGCUGGUCUGCUGGGUAUUCUUCCCCUUACAGGGAUCCUUUUCUCUUAUAGUCAAAUUUGUUCUUCCUUAUUGAAAGUUCCAUCUACUAUGGGAAAAUAUAAAGCCUUUUCUACCUGUGGGUCUCAUCUCUCUGUUGUUUCAUUAUUCUAUGGCACAGGGCUUGGAGUAUAUCUGAGUUCCUCAGCUAACCACUCCUUCUGGAAGACCUCAGUUGCCUCAGUGAUGUAUUCUGUGGUCACUCCCAUGUUGAACCCCUUCAUCUACAGCAUGAGGAACAAGGACAUAAAAGAUGCCAUCAGAAGACUAAUUAACAAAAUGCCCCAAUACCAUUGA
Molecule: messenger RNA, 963 nt
Organism: Antechinus flavipes (yellow-footed antechinus)
Lineage: Eukaryota; Metazoa; Chordata; Mammalia; Dasyuromorphia; Dasyuridae
Product: olfactory receptor 7A10-like
Exons: 1
Coding region: 25-963 (312 amino acids)
Biological process (GO): G protein-coupled receptor signaling pathway
Cellular component (GO): membrane
Molecular function (GO): olfactory receptor activity; G protein-coupled receptor activity
Source: RefSeq, a predicted model, not a curated record